AUGGCAGGAAGAAAACCAGACCUGUCAAAGAUGUGGGUGUUUGGCUCAGAGUGUUACAUUUAUAACUAUGAUCAUAAGAAACUAGACCCUAGGUGUAUGAAAGGAGUAUUUGUCGGUUAUGAUAAGAACAGCCCAGCCCACCUUGUUUAUCACCCACAGUGUGGUAAAGUCAUGAAACACAGAUUAGUAAAGUUUAUUAAGAAUACCAGUGCAGAACAAUGCACACAGACUGAAAUUGAUGAUCUAGGCCUUUGUAGAAAGGAGGAAAAUGAAAUUUCCCCAAAUGAUGUUCAGGGACAGGAAAAAGAUUUUCCCGAACCUGAAGAAAUUGUUGAAAACUUAGAUUUAGGCGAAGGGCCACAGUUAGGUGUUGAAGAUAGUAAAGAGGUUGAAGAUGAUCAUGAGGCUAAGGUUUAUCCUCAGAGGGAGAGAAAAGCCCCACAAUAUUUAGGAGUCAAUAAUUCAGCCAAUGUAAAUGUUGAUUAUUGUUAUAAAGUUUGCGGUGUGCCACAAACGUACACUAAAGCUAUGGAGUCCCCUGAAGCUUCAGGUUGGGAGAAGGCCAUGAAAGGUGAGAUGGAAGCACUCAAGGAGAAUGACACGUUUGAAUUAACCACCUUACCAGAGGGUAAGAAUUUAGUGGGGGGAAGAUGGAUCUAUACCAUCAAGGAGGAGGCAAAUGGUUUGGAAACAUUGAAAGCAAGAUAUGUUGCAAAAGGGUACAGUCAAGUGCAUGGUAUUGACUAUAAGGAAACUUUUUCCCCAACUGCCAACAUUACAUCAAUCAGAAUCCUUAUGCAACUGCUGCUCAAUAUAAUCUUACUGUUCAUCAGAUGGAUGUCAAAACAGCUUUCCUUCAUGCCCCUAUUAACCAUGAAAUAUUCAUGGAGCAGCCUAUGGGCUUUGAAGAGUUGUCAGAGAACGGUGUCAAAUUAGUCUACAGGUUGAAGAAAUCUCUUUAUGGUCUUAAGCAGUCGGGUAGGAACUUGAACAGGGUGUUAGACGAGUACUUGAUAAGCGAUGGAUUUGUUAGAAAUCCAGUUGACCAUUGUGUUUAUCAAAAACAAACAGGUGAAGAUAUCAUAAUUGUAGUUAUAUGGGUUGAUGAUCUGAUUAUAGCUUCAAAUAACACAGAUAAGAUCAGUCAAUUCAAGGAAAACAUGAAAUCUAAAUUCAGGAUGAAGGACUUGGGAGAAAUUUCCUAUUUCUUGGGUAUUAGCUUUAAACAAGGAAAUGGAGUUAUUAAAAUGAAUCAGAAAAGAUAUAUUCAGAAAAUACUGGAUAGAUUUGGUAUGUCUGAUUGUAAGCCUAGAACAACCCCAUGCGAGCAGAGAUUUGAGGGCAUGAGUGAUAGUGAACAGGUAGACCCAAGGAGAUAUAGAGAGAUUGUAGGUAGUCUGAUUUACUUGAUGACAUGUACCAGACCAGAUAUUAGUUGGGUGGUUAGCAAGCUAUCUCAAAAAUUGUCAUGUCCCAUGUUGGAAUAUUUAGUGACUGCAAAGCAUGUACUGAGAUAUUUAAAGGGCAGCAUGGAGCAUGAGUUGUGUUGUAGAAAGUGUGAUGGUGAGCUUAAUCUUAUUGCUUAUACAGACGCUGACUGAGCAUCUUCGUUGGAUGAUCGACACAGUACAACAGGGUACUGUUUUAGUUUAACGGAGAAUGGUCCUCCCAUAUUGUGGAAGUCUAAGAAGCAACCCACAAUUGCGCUUUCAACUUGUGAAGCAGAGUAUGUAAGUUUAGCAGCCACUACUCAGGAAAGUUUAUAUUUGAUGCAGUUACUUAACAGUAUGGAUAGCAAAAUAUAUACAUGCACGCGAAUAUAUGAGGAUAAUCAAGGGGCAAUAGCCUUAAGUAAAAAUCCGGUAAGUAGACAAAGAUGCAAACAUAUUAUCAUUUCAUAUUAUCAAACAUUAAGUAUCAUUUCUUACGAGAAGUAUUAAUAAGUGGUAAAAUAGACAUUGUUUACUGUCAAACAGAACAUAUGGUGGCAGACAUACUUACUAAACCAGCUACCAAAGUUAAACUGGACAGGUUUAGACCCAUCCUAUUUGGGUUACAAUCCAUGUAAUUAACGUUUGUUGGGUUUUUUUGGCUAGGUUGAUAGUGGGGGUGGGCAUGCAUGUAAUUAACACGUGUGAAGAUUUAGUAGUUAAGCAAAGUUAAAAAAAAAUGUAAAUAACUUUAGUUCAUGAAACCAAGUGGGGGUGUUGCGCAAUGUUUUCAUGUUAUUCAUAUUACGUCAUAUCCUAUGAGAAGAGCAUCAUGGGAUCGGAGAACACUGAUGCCCCGUGUGUGUGUCUCGAAUUAUGUUAUGUAAAAACCUUUAUAAAACUUAUAAUAUAUAAUAAAAUAUACCGAAAUAAACCAAAUGAGUUCAACACUAAAGCUUUAAUUUUUUGUCUUUUUUGAAACGUAUUAUUGGAGUAUUGGCAAGUUUUACCAUUCAGAGAUUUACAAACGAAUAUUGAAACUGUAAAAGACAGUUUUAUGUAUACGCGUAUUCACUAAUUAUUAAUGACAACUUAUAAGCCAUACAUUUUCCGAUAACGACAAGACGCUUGUGUAGCCUUUAGUCGCUCUCAGUGACUAAUCAUUUUUUUGUUGGGGGCUUGCCCUCCCCCCCCCCCCCUGGGGGUAAACACCGAAAACCGAAUAAAGUCAAGUUAUUUUGUUGCUUUCUCUUUGAUUAUAUACGCAGCAUUGAGUUUACUCCUGUCAGUAAUUACAAUGUAUAUAAUUAUUCUAUGUACGUACCUAUACGCAUAAAUUAUCACAAUUGAGCACCCCAAAUACUGGAGAUUUUGAGGUCAUGUGACCGACCGAUGCCAGGGCCAUUUUCGCUCACCGGAAGCAAAAUGCUGUGGGUACGAGGUUGAUCAUAUACUCUAUCAAGAUGUGAUAGUCUGGUACCUUAGCAGAGGCCAUUGUGUUAUCUUUUUCUGAGUUACUUGAUGUUAAUUUGUGCACGAUCACGGUGAUCGACGGAUCAAAAUGAAGCAAAGGCCUUCUAUUUUGUAGCUUUGAAGUUCGCCGGCCUUCCAGACCAUCAUGGAAGGGAAGAAAAGAAGAAGUCAACAAAACAAAGAAAAGAGAAGAAACAAAAUAAAAGAAGAAGACAAGAAACAAAAGAAGAAAAAGAAGAAACGUAAAGCCAACAAAACCGUGAAGAAGAAGCCAAAAAAACAAAGAAAAGAGAAGAAACAAAAGAAAAGAAGAAGAGAAGAAACAAAAGAAGAAGAAAAGAAAACCAACAAAACAGUGAAGAAGAAGCCAACAAAAACGUGA
Paramuricea clavata is the source of this 3285-nucleotide messenger RNA. The record is from the annotation of a GenBank genome assembly. NCBI's taxonomy places the organism in Eukaryota, Metazoa, Cnidaria, Anthozoa, Malacalcyonacea, Plexauridae.